This is a messenger RNA of Cajanus cajan (pigeon pea), 1040 nucleotides long. RefSeq names its product PLATZ transcription factor family protein. NCBI's taxonomy places the organism in Eukaryota, Viridiplantae, Streptophyta, Magnoliopsida, Fabales, Fabaceae. The record is from RefSeq and is a predicted model, not a curated record.
CCUUCUCUCUCCUUUCAUUUUUCUUUUGGAUUCUUCUCCUCUCUUCUAUAAAUAGACAGAAUAAUAUGUGUAAUUGUUGUGUAUGUGUUUAGGCUAGGGUUUAAAAAAUAAUACUAAAAAAAAAAAAGAAAAUCAACAUCAAGCAGUUGACAUAUGCAAUAGGCAGAGAGGCUUCUCAACUCAUAAAUAACAUCAUCAUCAUCCAUCAGAGUAGAGAGAGAGAGAAGGUAGUAAGUAGCUAAGAAAAAAGAAAAUGGUGAGAGACAUGAUGGGCACAUACUCAUCAUCAGGAGACAUGAAUGAGAAACCUGCAUGGCUAGAGAGGUUGAUGGCUGAGACAUUCUUUGGUGGUUGUGGGGUCCACGAGGAUCGCAGGAAGAACGAGAAGAACGUCUUUUGCUUGCACUGUUGCCUUAGCAUCUGCCCCCACUGCCUCUCUUCUCACCGUUCUCACCCUCUCCUCCAGGUGCGAAGGUAUGUUUACCACGACGUGAUUCGAUUAGAUGAUCUGGAAAAACUCAUUGAUUGUUCCAAUAUUCAGCCCUAUACUAUAAACAGCGCCAAGGUAAUAUUCUUAAAUCAGAGGCCACAAUCAAGGACAUGCAAAGGUCCUGCCAACGCUUGCUUCACUUGUGACAGGAUUCUUCAGGAGCCAUUUCAUUUCUGCUCUCUAUCAUGCAAGGUGGAUUACAUGGUGUAUGGGGGUCAAAGCUUGUCGAGCAUUUUGCAUCGAUUUGAUGAAUCUGAUUUUGCAAUUUCGCAAUUCGAGGGCCUAAGAGUGGAUGGGUCAGAGGUAACCGAUGAAGAUACCCAAAUUGCCCCUAGCUCUUCUUACUCCAACACUGAGGCCACCAGCAAUUCGGUAAUUUCACGUGAACCAAAUAGCAGCGUGAAGAAGGGCAAGACCAAUAGGUUCCUCCCUGGUAUCGUCCUAUCUCUUGGCAGCAGAAGAAAGGGUGCCCCUCACAGGGCUCCUCUCUCCUAGAUCCAUCCAUAUCAUUAUUAUUAUUAUUAUUAUUAUUAUUAUUAUUAUUAUUAUU